GCUGUUUAAACCUGCAGGACCCGGAGCAGGGACCUAAAGCCCCUUCUACAGCCCCAACCUCCAGGACCCUCACCCCGCCUCUGCAGCCGCCUAGGAGCGACUGUUCCGGACUCAGCUGCGCGUCCCCCCGGAGGAACUAGCCCUCUUUACACUGGACAAAGUUCUCCUCUGUCAGUCGGACCGGGCUCAGGAGGAUCCGGACCGAAGAGAGAGGGUUUCUGUCGGAGGUCUCAGAGGAAGACAUGGAUUAAUUAACGGAUCUACAGCUGAUUCUGAAUUCACAGUCCAGCAGGGGCUCAUGACCCUGGACUAACUCCCACCCCGAGGUAGAGUUCCUGGUUCUGGUUCCCCGGCACCAUGAUGGCUAACAGCGGCUUCCUGGAGCCCCCGCUGCCUUCCCAGUUCUUCCCGGGCCUGACGGCCGAGGAGGAGGAGGACCUGCCGGCCACGGAGAAGGACCUGGCGGAGGACGCUCCCUGGAAGAAGAUCCAGCAGAACACCUUCACACGCUGGUGCAACGAGCACUUGAAGGUGGUCAACAAGCGCAUGCUGGACCUGCAGAAGGACAUGAGCGACGGGCUGAAGCUCAUCGGGCUGCUGGAGGUCCUGAGCCAGAAGAAGAUGUACAGGAAGUACCACCUGAGGCCCAACUUCAGGCAGAUGAAGCUGGAGAACGUGUCCGUGGCGCUGGAGUUCCUGGAGAGGGAGCACAUCCGCCUGGUGUCCAUCGACUCAAAGGCCAUCGUGGACGGGAACCUGAAGCUGAUCCUGGGCCUGAUCUGGACACUGAUCCUGCACUACUCCAUCUCCAUGCCCAUGUGGGAGGACGAGGACGACGAGGACGCCAAGAAGCUGACGCCCAAGCAGCGCCUGCUGGGCUGGAUCCAGAACAAGGUUCCCCAGCUGCCCAUCACCAACUUCCACCGGGACUGGAGGGACGGCAAGGCGCUGGGGGCUCUGGUGGACAACUGCGCCCCGGGUCUGUGUCCGGACUGGGAAAACUGGGAUCCCAGUCAGCCGGUGGAGAAUGCCAGGGAGGCCAUGCAGCAGGCUGACGACUGGCUGGGAGUGCCUCAGGUGAUCGCUCCGGAGGAGAUCGUGGACCCGAACGUGGACGAACACUCGGUGAUGACCUACCUUUCCCAGUUCCCCAAAUCCAAACUGAAGCCUGGCGCCCCCCUGAGGGCCAAGACGCUGCACCCCAAGAGGGCCAAGGCCUACGGACCGGGUCUGGAGCCCCGCGGUAACAUAGUCCUGAAGCCGGCCGAGUUCCUGGUGGAGACGGUGGAGGCCGGCCUCGGGGAGAUCCUGGUUUACGUAGAGGACCCUGAAGGCCACACUGAGGAGGCCCGAGUGAUCCCCAAUAACGACAAGAGCAGAAGCUACUCGGUGGUCUACCUGCCCAAAGUGGAAGGGCUUCAUAAAGUGAAGGUGCUGUUUGCGGGGCAGGACAUCGACCGCAGUCCCUUCAUGGUGAACGUCUCGAAGGCGAUGGGCGACCCAAGCCGAGUUCAGGCCCGCGGGCCGGGACUGCAGCCGACCGGGAACGUGGCCAACAAACCCACGUACUUCGACAUUUACACCGCAGGCGCCGGUGCCGGAGACGUGGGCGUCAUCAUCGUGGACUCAAUCGGCCGCCGGGACACGGUGGAGAUCGUGCUGGAGAACAAGGGGGACAGCAUUUUCCGUUGCACCUUCGUUCCCGUCCUGGAGGGGGCGCACACCGUCUACGUGACCUUCGCUGGGCAGCAGAUUCCCAGGAGCCCGUUCACCGUGAACAUCUCCGAGCUUUCACAGCGAUCCCCCCCCACUGGGUCUCCGGUGCAGACUUUGCCUCAACCUGCCUGCAACCCCCCCUCAGACCGGACCCGGAGAGCCCCCCCUCCAACGCCGCCUCGAUCCAGGCGACCAACCUGUAACCCGAACUCCUGCCGGGCGUCAGGUCGCGGUCUGCAGCCGAAGGGUCUGCGGGUCAAAGAAGUGGCCGAUUUCAAAGUCUACACGAAAGGAGCCGGCAGCGGCGAGCUCGUCGUCACCGUGAAGGGACCGAAGGGCCUGGAGGCGCCGGUGAAGGUGCUGGAGAUCGAGAGCGGGGUUUUCGAGUGUAAUUACUACCCCAUUCUGACUGGGAAAUACACCGUGACCGUCACCUGGGGGGGGCACGGCAUCCCACGCAGUCCGUACGAGGUCCAGGUGAGCGAGGAGGCGGGGCCUCAGAAGGUGCGGGCCUGGGGUCCGGGUCUGGAGACGGGUUUGGUCGGGAAGAGUGCCGACUUUGUAGUGGAGGCCAUCGGCACGGAGGUGGGAACCCUCGGUUUCUCCAUCGAGGGUCCGUCUCAGGCGAAGAUCGAGUGCGACGAUAAAGGCGACGGGUCAUGUGACGUCCGGUACUGGCCCACGGAGCCCGGAGAUUACGCCGUCCAUGUGAUCUGUGACGACGAGGACAUCAAGGACAGUCCCUUCAUGGCCCACAUCCUCCCCGCCAACAACGAGGUCUACCCGGAAAACGUGAAGUGUUACGGUCCCGGUCUGGAGCCUCUUGGCUGCAUCGUGAACAAACCUGCAGACUUCACCAUCGACACCAGCGGUGCCGGACGAGGAGAGCUGAAGCUGUACGCUCAGGACGCAGAAGGUUUCCCCAUCGACAUACAGAUCACAGACCGAGGAGACAGCACCUUCUUCUGCGUGUACAUUCCCACCAAACCCAUCAAACACACCAUCAUCAUCACCUGGGGGGAGGUCAACGUGCCCAACAGCCCCUUCAGGGUGACGAUUGGAGAAGGAAGCCACCCGGAGAACGUGAAGGUGUACGGCCCCGGUGUAGAGAAAACCGGACUGAAGGCCAACGAGCCGACGUACUUCACCGUGGACUGCAGCGACGCCGGACAGGGCGACGUCAGCAUCGGGAUAAAGUGCGCUCCGGGCGUGGUCGGUCCAGCGGAGGCCGACAUAGACUUCGACAUCAUCAAAAACGACAACGACACGUUCACGGUGAAGUACACGCCGCCCGGCGCCGGGCAGUACACCAUCAUGGUGCUGUUCGCUGAUCAGGAAAUACCCGUCAGCCCCUUCAGAAUAAAAGUGGAUCCCUCCCAUGAUGCAGCUAAAGUGAGAGCAGAAGGACCCGGACUCAGCAAGACAGGAGUGGAGGUUGGGAAACCGACUCACUUCACCAUCUUCACUAAGGGAGCCGGUAAAGCCAGACCGGAGGUGCAUUUCACCGGCUCGGCUAAAGGAGACGCCGUCAGAGACUUCGAGAUCAUCGACAACCACGACUACUCCUACACCGUCCGCUACACCGCCAUACAGCAGGGGAACAUGUCCAUCACAGUGUGUCAUGGAGGAGACCCCAUCCCUAAAAGUCCCUUCAACAUCAGCGUGGCCCCCCCGCUGGACCUCAACAAGGUCAAGGUUCAGGGUUUGAACAACAAGGUGGAUGUGGGGAAGGAUGAGGAGUUCACCAUCAGUGCUCGUGAGGCGGGAGGUCAGGGUAAACUGGACGUGAAGAUCACCUCGCCGUCACGCCGUCCAAUCCCCUGCAAACUGGAGUCGGGCUCGGCCAAUGAUCUGCACACGGUGAAGUACAUCCCCCCCGAGGAGGGACAGUACCGGGUGGACAUCACCUACGACGGGAACCCCGUUCCUGGGAGUCCAUUCACUGUGGAAGGCGUCAUGCCACCGGACCCUUCGAAGGUCCGAGCGUACGGUCCGGGUCUUCAGGGUGGGGUUGUGGGUAAACCAGCACCCUUCGCCAUCGACACAAAGGGAGCCGGUACCGGUGGUCUGGGUCUGACGGUGGAGGGUCCCUGCGAGGCCAAGAUAGAGUGCCAGGACAACGGAGACGGAUCCUGCUCCGUGUCCUACCUGCCCACCGAGCCUGGAGAGUACGCCAUCAACAUCCUGUUCGCGGACCAGCACAUCCCCGGAUCCCCGUUCAAGGCGGCGGUGCAGGCGGCCUUCGACCCCAGCCAGGUAACGGCGAGCGGGCCGGGCCUGGAGCGAGGGAAGGUCAACGAGGACGGGUCCUUCACGGUGGACUGCUCCAAAGCCGGCGAGGAGGAGCUCACCAUCGAGAUCAUCUCUGACUCGGGGGCCAAGGCCGAGGUCCACGUGCAGAACAACGGAGACGGGACGUACUCCAUCACCUACAUCGCACAGAGCCCUGGCAUGUACACCAUCAUCAUCAAGUACGGAGGCCACACCGUGCCCAAGUUCCCCGCCCGGCUGCAGGUGGAGCCGGCCGUCGACACCAGCGGAGUGAAGGUCCACGGGCCGGGGGUGGAGCCCCGAGGCGUCCUGAGGGAAGUGACCACGCACUUCACGGUGGACGCCCGGGUGCACAUUAAGAGCGGCGGCAGCCACGUGAAGGUCAGCAUCUCCAACCCGUCCGGCAGCAACACCGACGCCUACCUCACAGACCGGGGAGAUGGCUGUUACCGGGCGGAGUACACGCCAUACGAGGACGGUCUGCAUCUGAUCGAGGUUCUGUUUGAUGGAGUCUCAGUGCCUAAGAGUCCCUUCAGGGUGUCGGUGACAGAGGGCUGCGACCCGAGCCGGGUUCGAGCGUACGGGCCGGGCCUGGAGGGGGGGCUGGUGAACAAACCCAACCGCUUCACCGUUGAGACCAGAGGGGCCGGCACUGGGGGGCUGGGCCUCGCCAUCGAGGGUCCUUCUGAAGCCAAGAUGUCGUGCAAAGACAACAAAGAUGGCAGCUGCAGCGUAGAGUACAUCCCCUUCACCGUGGGGGAGUACGACGUCAACAUCACCUUCGGAGGCCUGCCCAUCCCUGGGAGUCCGUUUAGGGUCCCGGUGCGCGAGCUGGUGGAUCCCAGUAAAGUGAAGUGUUCAGGGCCCGGGUUGGGGAGCGGGGUCCGAUCCCACGUCCCUCAGACCUUCACUGUGGACAGCAGUAAGGCCGGGGUGGCCCCUCUCGAGGUUCUGCUGUACGGACCCACAGGUGUGGUCGAGCCAAUCUGCAUCAAGGAUAACGGUGACGGGACGCACACGGUGAACUACACCCCGACCAACGACGGCCCGUACACCGUGUGCGUGAAGUACGCCGACCAGGAGGUUCCUCGCAGUCCCUUUAAGAUCAAGACGCUGCCGGCUCAUGAUGCUAGCAAGGUGCGAGCCAGCGGUCCGGGUCUGAACUCCACUGGAGUCCCCGCCAGUUUACCGGUGGAGUUCACCAUCGACGCCCGGGACGCCGGGGAGGGACUGCUCACCGUCCAGAUACUGGAUCCGCAGGGGAAACCGAAGAAGGCGAAUAUCCGUGAUAACCGCGACGGCACGUACACGGUGUCGUACGUCCCAGACAUGGCGGGCCGCUACACCAUCACCAUCAAGUACGGUGGCGACGAGAUCCCGUACUCUCCGUACCGAAUCCACGCGUUGCCAACCGGAGACGCCUCCAAGUGCCUGGUCACAGUUUCUAUUGGAGGACACGGACUGGGAUCAGGUAUCGGCCCCACCAUCCAGAUCGGGGAGGAGACCGUCAUCACUGUGGACGCAAAGCAUGCUGGGAAAGGUAAAGUGACGUGUAAGGUGUCGACCCCAGACGGGGCGGAGCUGGACGUGGACGUCGUGGAAAACGCUGACGGUACGUUCGACAUCUACUACACGGCGCCGCAGCCAGGGAAGUACGUCAUCACCAUCCGCUUCGGGGAGAACAUCCCCAACAGCCCCUUCCACGUCGUGGCGUGUGGCCCCGCCCCACUAACAGAGGAGCUGUGUGAUUCGCUGCAGUUACAGCAGCCCUACCCUCCCUUUGUGGGCUUCAGCCCCCCAUGGGCCACCGAUGACCCGGUCAGCCCCGGGGAGUCCAUGGAUCCGAUGCUGCGCCCCUUCAGCCUGGUCAUCCCCUUCACCGUGCAGAAAGGAGAGAUCACUGGAGAGGUGCGGAUGCCGUCCGGUCGUACCGCCUGUCCUCACAUCACCGACAACAAGGACGGCACGGUGACGGUGAAGUACUCCCCGACAGAGAGGGGUCUGCACGAGAUGGACAUCAAGUACGAUGGAAACCACAUCCCAGGAAGUCCCCUCCAGUUCUACGUAGACGCCAUAAAUAGCGGCCAUGUGACGGCGUUCGGGCCCGGGCUGACGCACGGCACCAUGAGCAGACCGGCGACUUUCACCAUCGUGACCAAAGAUGCCGGAGAAGGAGGUCUGUCUCUGGCUGUCGAGGGUCCGUCCAAAGCAGAGAUCAGCUGUCAGGACAAUAAGGACGGUACCUGCACCGUGUCCUACCUGCCCACUGUCCCCGGGGACUACAACAUCAUCGUCAAGUUUGACGACAAACACAUCCCCGGCAGCCCCUUCACCGCUAAGAUCACUGGCGAUGACUCCAUGAGGAUGUCUCAGCUGAACGUGGGCACGGCGUCAGAUGUUUCCCUGAAGAUCACGGAGACCGACCUCAGCAGUCUGACGGCGAGCAUCCGGGCGCCGUCCGGACACGAAGAGCCGUGCGUCCUGAAGAGGCUUCCCAACAGACACAUCGGGAUCUCGUUCACGCCGAAGGAAGUGGGCGAGCACGUGGUGAGCGUGAAGAAGAGCGGGAAACACGUGACCAACAGUCCGUUCAAGAUCAUGGUCGGACAGUCGGAGAUCGGAGAUGCCAGCAAGGUGAAGGUGUUCGGGGAGGGGCUGAUGGAGGGUCAAACCUUCGAGAUGGCCGAGUUUAUCGUGGACACCAGGAACGCCGGUUACGGGGGUCUGGGUCUGUCCAUCGAGGGUCCCAGUAAAGUGGACAUUAACUGUGAGGACGUGGAGGACGGGACGUGCAAAGUCACCUACUGUCCCACCGAGCCCGGGAACUACAUCAUCAACAUCAAGUUCGCCGACCAACACGUGCCAGGAAGUCCGUUCACCGUGAAGGUGUUCGGGGAGGGCCGGAUGAAGGAGAGCAUCACAAGGAAGCGCCAGGCGCCGUCCAUCGCCACCGUGGGCAGCACCUGCGACCUGAACCUGAAGAUACCAGGGAACUGGUUCCACAUGGUGUCGGCUCAGGAGCGUCUGACCCGGACCUUCACCCGGAGCAGCCACACCUACACCCGGACCGAGAGGACCGAGAUCAGCAAAACCCGGGCGGGGGAAACCAAGAGGGAGGUGAGGGUGGAGGAGAGCACCCAGGUGGGAGACCCGUACCGGGACAUGUUCGGAGACUUCAUGGGGAGGGAGAGUCUGAGCGGAUUCAACAGCAGCCGCCCAGCACAGCUGCAGGACGGUGAAGCCAGUAACCAGGAGAUGACGGCUCAGGUGACUAGUCCUGGAGGAAAGACGGAGGAUGCAGAGAUCAUCCGGGGGGAGGACAGCGCCUACAGCGUUCGCUUCAUCCCGCAGGAGAUGGGCGCUCACACCGUUAACGUGAAGUACCGGGGCCAGCACGUCCCCGGGAGCCCCUUCCAAUUCACCGUGGGGCCACUGGGUGAGGGCGGGGCCCACAAGGUCCGGGCGGGGGGCACCGGGCUGGACCGAGGAGUGGCCGGGACCCCAGCUGAGUUCAGUAUCUGGACCCGAGAGGCCGGAGCUGGAGGUCUGUCCAUCGCUGUGGAGGGUCCGAGCAAAGCGGAGAUCACCUUCGAGGACAGGAAGGACGGAUCCUGCGGCGUGGCAUACGUGGUUCAGGAACCCGGUGACUAUGAGGUCUCCAUUAAGUUUAACGACGAACACAUCCCAGACUCUCCGUUCAUCGUCCCGAUCGCCACGCUGUCAGACGAUGCUCGCCGCCUCAGCAUCACCAGCCUUCAGGAGAUGGGUCUGAAGGUGGGUCAGGAGGCGUCCUUCGCUGUGCAGCUGAACGGAGCCAGAGGCCUGAUCGACGCUAAGAUCCACACCCCGUCCGGAGCCAUCGAGGAGUGCUUCAUCACGGAACUGGACAACGACCAGCACGCCAUCCGGUUCAUCCCGAGGGAAAACGGAGUUCAUUCUAUCGACGUUCGUUUCAACGGCAGCCACGUUCCCGGCAGUCCGUUUAAGAUCCGAGUGGGAGAACAAGGACAGGUCGGGGAUCCCGGCAUGGUGUCCGCCUUCGGUCUGGGACUGGAGGGCGGAGCCACAGGUGUAGCAUCAGAGUUUGUGGUGAACACGUGUAACGCCGGAGCCGGAGCGCUAUCGCUCACCAUCGAUGGACCGUCGAAGGUGAAGAUGGACUGUCAGGAGAGUUCGGACGGGUACAAGGUGUCCUACACCCCUAUGGCUCCUGGGAGCUACCUGAUCUCCAUAAAGUAUGGAGGACCCCAGCACAUCGUAGGCAGCCCCUUUAAAGCCAAAGUCUCUGGACCUCGUCUCUCUGGUGGACACAGUCUGCACGAAACGUCAUCCGUCCUCGUGGAAACCGUCUCCAAGACCUCCUCGAUGGGGGGGCCCUUCGCCUCGUUACCCAAGUUCUCGUCAGACGCCAGUAAGGUCAUUUCCAGAGGCGCCGGACUCUCAAAGGCCUUCGUGGGUCAGAAGAACACGUUCACGGUAGACUGCACCAAAGCCGGUACCAACAUGCUGAUGGUGGGCGUCCACGGGCCCAAGACGCCCUGCGAGGAGGUCUACGUCAAACACAUGGGCAACCGCAUGUACAAUGUGACGUACACGGUUAAAGAGCAGGGCAGCUACAUCCUGAUCCUGAAGUGGGGCGACAACCACGUCCCCGGCAGCCCCUUCCACGUCACCGUCCCCUGAACCCUACCCUGAAGACACAAAGACUGUCCACUUCCUGUUUGAGACGAUAGCUGUCACACUCACCAGUUUUAUAUCUGCUGCAUGAGGAUAUCUUUGAAGCCGCUUGCCUUCGAUCGUCCUGCACUCUGAAGCGUUGACAUGUUGAACAUGAAGCAACCCUGCAGCACGACGUCCUGUCUGAGAAUCGGAACAGCUGACGCUAACUAUGCUAACUAUGCUAACGUGCGCUGACCUUUGAAGGAGUCCGAAAGUUAUCAGAAGAACGUGUUAGCACAAGAUGCUACCUUAAGCACCCAAUUUAUUACAAAAGAUGGACAAUAUUUAACUUUAUAGAAAAGGUUUUAUAAGCUAGUAUGUUGUACAUGCUAAUCAGUAACAAGGUUGUUAGCACAUUUUUGUUAGCACACAACUUUACGAUUCACUCUUCUUUGAAAAAAAUAUCGAUCGAGAUAUUUUAUCAUUGCACAUAUUCACACAAUGAUUAGCAUCAGAUAGCAUCAGUUAGCAUCUCGUUAUUAGUAUUUAGUUGCACAAGUUACCAUCUCGCAAUUACACAAUGCUCUAUAAUCUGUCGGACUUCAGGGGCUAGCUUCAAUGCUAACUCAGGUGUGUCACCUGACCUCCUGUGGGACAGUUUCAGUUUGAGGCGACAAACGAAACCACGGAUCUUUGUCCCGUCAGGAGUCAUUAAAACUGUGUCUGUGAGAGUGUGUAGCUUCAGGAGUGUGUGUUAAACCCAGUGUGUUGUGACAGGAAGUGAUGUCAGAGCGUGCUGUGACUUCAGGUCUUAUUUAUUCUCAGAGCCCCCCCCCCCUCCCAUCUGAUUUUCUUUGACAGAAAAUGGCCUCAUGUUACCGAGGCGGAGGAGGGUCUCCUCUCGGAUGGUUUUGUAUUCAGGAAGUCGUGCGGUGGAGCAGCCGUUGGAUCUCAGGCGCUGGAGACAGGAUAUUACAGAGUGACAUUUUUUAGUGAUUUUGUAUCAGAGUAAACGUUUGAUAUUUUAACCCGACCUGGCGAAAUUGUGCAGGCAUAAUAAAGUUUAUCGCUGACUUGCCACAAAAAAAA
Eleginops maclovinus (Patagonian blennie) is the source of this 9735-nucleotide messenger RNA. RefSeq names its product filamin C, gamma b (actin binding protein 280) (gene flncb). Gene Ontology annotation, molecular function: actin filament binding. Gene Ontology annotation, biological process: actin cytoskeleton organization. NCBI's taxonomy places the organism in Eukaryota, Metazoa, Chordata, Actinopteri, Perciformes, Eleginopidae. The record is from RefSeq and is a predicted model, not a curated record.